This is a messenger RNA of Mugil cephalus (flathead mullet), 3637 nucleotides long. RefSeq names its product MLLT3 super elongation complex subunit (gene mllt3). Lineage: Eukaryota; Metazoa; Chordata; Actinopteri; Mugiliformes; Mugilidae. Gene Ontology annotation, biological process: regulation of DNA-templated transcription. The coding region runs from base 145 to 1938 and encodes 597 amino acids. Gene Ontology annotation, cellular component: super elongation complex. The record is from RefSeq and is a predicted model, not a curated record. The transcript is spliced from 14 exons.
GACAGCCGGCGAGCCUUUGAAAGUCUUGAGUCUGACUUCAGCCCCUGGAGAGACCAUGUCCGCUGUAACAGGCAAACUGUACUCAGCCCUAAUCUCGUCUAAAACUCAUUUUCCAUGAACUAACAGUGACGCGGGGCCCCCAGGAUGGCCAACUCGGGCGCCGUUCAGGUGAAACUGGAACUCGGUCAUCGCGCCCAGGUCAGGAAGAAACCCACGGUGGAAGGCUUCACCCACGACUGGAUGGUGUUUGUCCGAGGACCGGAGCACAGCAACAUCCAGCACUUCGUGGAGAAGGUGGUUUUCCACCUGCACGACAGCUUCCCCAAACCAAAAAGAGUGUGCAAGGACCCGCCAUAUAAAGUGGAGGAGUCUGGAUACGCAGGCUUCAUUCUGCCCAUUGAAGUUUACUUCAAGAACAAGGAAGAACCGAAGAAAGUCCGCUUUGAUUACGACCUGUUCCUCCACCUGGAGGGUCACCCGCCUGUCAAUCAUCUCCGCUGUGAGAAGCUCACCUUCAACAACCCGACGGAGGAGUUUCGCAGGAAGCUGCUGAAGGCCGGAGGGCAACGGGAUCCUCACAAGAGAAGUUCAGAAGAAUCAAAAGUGAUGGUAAUGCAGGAGGGCUCAACCUCACUUUUCGGCCAGCACCUCAAGCUGCCCACGCUUCCAAACAGCUCGCUGACGUCCUCCUUCUCCGACCCAAAGAAGAGCAAAAGCUUCCACGGAUCAAAGGAUGGCUCCAGAGGAAGCGGAACUACCCUACUCACUACAGCCACAACCACCAGCACCAACAGCAGCAGCUUCUCCAAACUCCACAAACCCUCCAAGGACCACAAAGACAAGCCACCAAAAGAGCCCAAAAGUGCCUUCAGAGACUCAGGCUGGGAACCCAGCAAAGCUCCCAAAGAACCUUCCAGGAAACCCAAAGAGAACCAACCACUUAGAGAUAACAAUCCUAAGACUGGCUUCAAGGAGCCCAAGUCCUUGUCCAAGGAGCAUCGGACCGAGGGCAUGACCCUCGGGCCGGGGUUACACAAGCGCCUGUCCUCCCACGAAAGUGACGAUCACGUGACCAAAAAACGCAAAAAGGGAUUUGUGGAUACUCCGGGGAAGCAGCUGUCGGGUUCAGACGCUCAGCAUUUGGAUAAUAAUAAAAUCUUGAAGGACAGAUCGCACGUGCGGACGAGUAAAUUACGAGCGGACAGGGACGGGGACGAGGCGGAGCGCAGGAAGGCGCCGGCGCCCUUUCAGGCGCUGGUGGACCCCAAUGACUCGGACAUGGAGGAUCAGUCCGCAAAGUCAGAUUCUGAACAGCCCAGUCCAGCCAGCUCCAGCUCCAGUUCAGGCUUUGCUCCCACACACCACAAGCGACAAGUGGUGGACUUCAUCAUCAGGAAAAGGGUGGCUAUACCGGCCACCACCCACACAGUGCUGGGCCCGCUGCAGUCGGUGAUGCAGGAUCUGCACUCGGACGACAACGACGGCGAUUCAGAGGACGACGACGACAACGACAUGGACUCGGACGCAGAGCGACCGGCGCACACGCAUCUCACGCACCACCAGCGCAGGGUCAGUUUAAGUGACGGCAGCGAGAGUGACAGCUCCUCCCCCUCACCCCCGCCCCGGAACGAGGCCCCGCCCUUAUUAAAGACUACUAAUAACCAGAUACUGGAAGUGAAGAGUCCCACCAAGCAGAGCAAGCAGGACAAGAACAAAAACACAGAUUGUGACAAGGCUUACCUUGAUGAGCUUGUGGAGCUGCACAAAAGACUGAUGACACUAAGAGAAGGUCACAUACUGCAACAGAUUGUAAACCUCAUUGAAGAAACUGGACAUUUUCACAUAACAAACACUACUUUUGACUUCGACCUUUGCUCCUUGGACAGAAGCACAGUCAGGAAGCUCCAGAGUUACCUGGAAACCUCUGGUCUGUCCUGAAGCACUGAGCAGCUGGCUGCUGGAUCUCUGCCUCCGCUCUCACUUUUUCUUGAAUUAAAUCCCCGACUCUGGAUGCGAUUCAAAAACGCCUUCGCUGCGUCCGGGUCCAGACGCCGCGCGUCCAGCCUCCUGAGGUCUGUGGGCCGGGUCGUCCCCGCUGCAGAAACCAGUGCCAGGUGUCAUAGGGAUGAGCCCUGUGGAUCAGGACGUCACCCGGAAAGCCUUGAAAACUUGAUUUAAGAAGAAAAAAAAAAACUAAAAAAAAAAAACUAGUGAAGAGCAGCGACUGUGUUGCUCUUAAUGAAUGUGCAUUUUGUUACCAUGUACGUUUCUGGAUUUGUUGUUCGUUGUGACAAAUGCAUGGUCAACAUUGCCUUACAACAUUGUAAGUCUUAUUUAUUGAAUUUAAUUUGCAGGUGUGUGUGUGUGUGUGUGUGUGUGUGUGUGUGUGUGCGUGUGUGUGUGUGUUUGAAGUAGUAAAAGAGAAAAUGAGACUUUGUUGAAGCACUUCACAUCCGUGUGACGGCUUUUUGACACUGAGGAGGACGGGAAUCAAAGGCGGAGUCGGUUCAGUGGGAACGAAAAAACUCAACGAUUCCUUCUCACCAAAAAAGAAAAAGAAAGAAAGAAAGAAAAUAAAAAGCUUUCUGCAGCCGAGCAGAGACACUCCCACGCUGUGUGAGUGUUCGUGGAAAUUCAGAUAUUCAAAUCAGCUCCAUGUCGAUUCAAAAUUUUUUUAAAAAAGAAAUUAAAAAAAUGAAUUUUCCUGGUCCUGAGGAGCUGCCGCUCAGUCACGCCCCCACAUUGCCGGACAGAAAUCGCUCAAGGACUUUACGUAAUUAUAAUUAUAGGAGCCAGUCUUAUUUUUUCAUUUUUAUUAUUUUUAUCGAUUUUUUUGUUUGUUUUUUUGUGCGACCUUGCUGGAAAAUUGCACAAUUCUCACACUUUGGCUCCCCCUAGUGGUUGAAUUUGAAACUAAACCGUUGCUGAUUCGUCGUUUUCUGCAAAUUUUUAAGUUAAGUUUUAAAUCAACUCCUUCACACACACAUUUCACUUUUAAAGAAGCAGCUGUUAGAAGAUUCCUAUUGGUCAGAAGUCCUGUCAUUCCCAAUUUCUUUUUAUUUUAUUUCAGUAAUUUGCGGCUGCUGGACUUCACUGAAUUAAAAAAAAAAAAAAAAAAUCUCAUGAGAAAAAUAAAUAAGUGAAUUAAUGCAUUUAAUUCAGGAUCAAUGUGCUGCAGCUGAGUGAAUGAAGCUUUCUCUCGUGUGGAGCUCAUACUCUGCCAAAAGUUAACGGAUUCAUUUGUUCCAGGAUCUUGUUUGUCUACUGAAUAUAACUAAAAGAGGAAUGAUUGUUUUUCCAGUGAAGAAGAAGAAUCUGUCGUAAUCAUUUCAGAAACCACAGAGAGGCUGCGUGAGGACGUGUUGGGGGCAAAAAGUGAAUAAAAGGGCUCGGGUAGGGGUGUAAAAAGAAAAACUUUUAUUUAUUUUGUGGGAGUUUGAUCAAAGCAUUAAUUUUCCAAUCGUAGGAGGAGGAGGAGGAGGAGGAGCCUGGUUAGAUUUGUCACAGAGGGACAUAUUUACCAGUCAAAUUCCAAAUUACCUUUUAAAAAGGGUUUUUCUUACCCUCUGCUUUGUCUUAUGGUUUCUUGUGUAAUUUUGAGGACAUUGAAUAAAUCUUCUGUAUGACGUACAGACGA